AUGGCGAGCUCAAGUCGAGAUACAAACGCAAGCCAAAACACGACAUCAAACCCAACCCCAGACCCAUCUACCCAGCCAGCAAGCCCAGAACCAAACACCCCCCUCCCCCUCCCCUCCCCGCAAACCGCCCCAGACAACCCCACCACCACCCUCACCCCCAAUGCCCCCGCCAUCAAACUCGACCACCUGGGCCCCCUUGUCGUCAACAAAGACGGCACCCUAUCGCGUAUUGCGAACUGGCAAAGCAUGGCGGAAAUCGAGCGCCAGAACACGCUGAGGAUUUUGGGGAAGCGGAAUAUGCUGAGGAGGGAGGAGUUGGAGAGGGCGGAAAAGGAGAAGGGGGAGGGGAAAGAGGGCGAUGAGGAGGGAGGGUCAAAGGGAUUGAGGGGUAAUUAG
Plenodomus lingam JN3 is the source of this 396-nucleotide messenger RNA. RefSeq lists its product as uncharacterized. The record is from RefSeq and is a predicted model, not a curated record. NCBI's taxonomy places the organism in Eukaryota, Fungi, Ascomycota, Dothideomycetes, Pleosporales, Leptosphaeriaceae.